This is a messenger RNA of Humulus lupulus (European hop), 1017 nucleotides long. RefSeq names its product mulatexin-like. Bases 1 to 1017 code for a protein of 338 amino acids. The record is from RefSeq and is a predicted model, not a curated record. The transcript has 3 exons. Gene Ontology annotation, biological process: defense response to fungus; chitin catabolic process; cell wall macromolecule catabolic process. Gene Ontology annotation, molecular function: chitinase activity; chitin binding. Lineage: Eukaryota; Viridiplantae; Streptophyta; Magnoliopsida; Rosales; Cannabaceae.
AUGAAAUACCUAGGAAGUAGUCUUCUUCUCUUAUCUUUAACUCUUUCUUUCUUCUUAGUGAUAGUCCUUGCAGACGAAAGAGAAGACCACAGAUGCGGACCACCUGUAGGCAACCCUCCAUGUGGAGACACCAGAUGUUGCAGCAUCCAUAACUGGUGCGGUGGCGGAUCUGACUACUGCAGGGGUGGGAACUGCCGAUACCAGUGCUGGUUCGUCGCACAUAGUUCGAGUCACGAUCUCCCCCGAGCGCUACUCAGAAAUAACAAUGAAGGGAUAAGCAAGAUUGUAAGUGAAUCAGUUUAUAACGAAAUGUUUAAGCACAUGAACGAUUGCCCUAGCCAAGGGUUCUACAACUACGACGCUUUCCUCAUUGCCGCUUCCUCUUUCCCUGAUUUUGCUACCACCGGUGAUGUCACCUCUCGUAAGAGAGAGCUAGCCGCUUUCUUAGGUCAAACUUCUCAAGCAACAACAGGUCAAAGGUCUGAUUCAAUCGAUUCACAUACAUGGGGAUAUUGUCAUAUUAACGGGACUACGACUAUGGUCGACUCUGAGAAUGAUUAUUGCACGUCCUCUCAUUGGCCAUGCGCUCCAGGCAAAAAAUACAAUAGUCGAGGACCUGUGCAACUCACUCAUAACUACAAUUAUGGGUUUGCUGGAGAAAGUCUUGGCAUUGAUUUGAUCAACAACCCUGAUUUGGUAGCGACAGACCCAAUUGUAUCGUUCAAGACAGCCAUAUGGUUCUGGAUGACUCAGCAUGACAACAAGCCUUCUUGCCAUGAUAUUGUUAUCAAUGCUAACUCCCAAGAGAAAGUGAACCCCAGCUAUUUUGGUACUGUACAUGUGAUUGGAAACAUCAUCAAUGGACAUAGGCCUAAUAAUCUGGUAACCGAUACAGCUACUAAUAGCAUCGCCUAUUACAAGAAAUACUGUGACAUGUUAGAAGUGAGCUAUGGAAAUAACUUGAAAUAUUGGUACGACCGAUCGGUUGAUGCUCACAUCCAAAUGCCUAUCAUCUAA